UAUAUUAGAUAAGGAAAUAAUCCAGGUGUUGUUACAAGGAAAGACCCAAUCUUGUGAGAAGCGAAAGGCUAAGGCAACAAGAACGGGAGAGGAGAAACCCCGGAGAGAGAGAGAGAGAGAGAGAGAGAGAGAGAGAGAGAGAGGGCACUCCUCCACUGGUAGCCCCAACUGGAAUUUCAAAGGAAAGGAAGGGUUCGCUGUGCCAAACUGCUAGCUCCAGUGGGUGUUAAAAGAACGGCAAUCCCCCAGUUGUUUCGUCGGAUUCCAUUAUCGGCGGUGGUAUCUUUUGGGUUUUUAGGAAGGGUCUGAGUUUUGGGACGGAGAGAAGGGAAAGGGGGUUUCAGAUGGAAGGAGAGUGUUGCUCGACUUCGAGUUCUUCGAGUACAGGAGGAGGAGGAAGGCGAAAGGGGGCAAAAGCAGAGAAGCCUUAUAGAGGGAUAAGGAUGCGGAAGUGGGGGAAGUGGGUGGCCGAGAUUAGGGAACCAAACAAGAGGUCCAGGAUAUGGCUUGGUUCCUACUCCACCCCUCUUGCCGCAGCUCGCGCCUACGACACCGCUGUCUUCUACCUACGCGGCCGUUCUGCUCGGCUUAACUUCCCGGAAUACUUCGUAGCUGAAGCUGAACUUCAAGACAUGUCCGCGGCCUCCAUACGAAAGAAAGCUACGGAGGUCGGGGCCAGGGUGGACGCCCUUGCAACAGGCGGCAACAAGACUUUCAAUCUCAGCUCUUGCAGUUCCACGCCUUCCAACAAGCCCGACUUGAAUCAGACGCCCAAUCCUGAAAGCUCAGAAGACGACGAUUGACGGGUCUGGUCUUGUCUUUUUUGUUCUGUCUGAAUCUGACCGGCAAGGUAACCGAAAGCCGGUUACUGAGGGUUGUGUUUCACUGGUGACCGCUUUGGAUACGCAGAUGGAGAGCUGUUUACUUGCGCAAGUUAGUCAAUCCUCGAAUUUCUUUCUUCUUUUAUUUUUCUCUGGUAAUCUUUUUUUUUUUUUGUGAAAGAAGAAGAAAAAAAAAGAAGUAUAUAUGAAUAGAAAGAUUUGGAACUUUAGAUCUCUUGUUGUUGAUGGUAUGCUGUUAGGGAACAGCACUGGCCUACCUCAAUUACUAUUGCCUUGAUUUAGUACAGUAGGAGAAGAUGGAAAACGAACACCAUAUAAACGAAAAAGAUUUAUAGAAGAGAAAAAAAAAAAGACUGGAGUUAGGUAUUUUCCUGGGAAGUAACCCGUUGUGGAUGUCGUGCUUGUGGACAUGAGAGAGAGAAAGAGAGAGAGAGGACUGGGUGGGCGUGGUCCUCAGAGAGAGAUUCCUAUCUGGUGGUCCGCUGAUGAUCUUUUUGCUUGGUUUUGUGGGUUCUCUCUCUCUCUCUCUCUCUCUCGCGCGCGCGUGUCCAAUCGUCCUUGCAUUCUAAAUUUCUAAUAAUUCGUUGUGAUAUAUUCGGUAUGGACGGCCGAAGUAGUGGUGUGGACUGUUUUUCUGUUCCUUGUGGACGGUUUUUCUUUCUUUCUGGAUCCUUCUUUAGUUAUAUUACGGCAGAAAAAAACAAUUACAUGUAUCAUGUAUGCGGCUGCUUCACUCAGUGGAAUCCAAUGAAGUUUUUUUC
Molecule: messenger RNA, 1603 nt
Organism: Nelumbo nucifera (sacred lotus)
Lineage: Eukaryota; Viridiplantae; Streptophyta; Magnoliopsida; Proteales; Nelumbonaceae
Source: RefSeq, a predicted model, not a curated record